This is a messenger RNA of Myotis davidii, 1940 nucleotides long. Its product is annotated as fibrillin-1. The transcript is spliced from 3 exons. Lineage: Eukaryota; Metazoa; Chordata; Mammalia; Chiroptera; Vespertilionidae. Bases 197 to 1030 code for a protein of 277 amino acids. Gene Ontology annotation, molecular function: calcium ion binding. The record is from RefSeq and is a predicted model, not a curated record.
CGGUGCAUUUGACCUUGUCGAACACAUUUGUUCACCACAUGGCAAAAGCCUACAUCCAUUUCCAUAUCUUUCUCUUGUUUUCCUUUUCUCAUCCCAGACGCCUCUACCUGCUUCAGCUUCCUGAGAGCCUGGCCGAGGGCCAGCUGGCCAGCAGCCAGUGACUUGACCCAGACUCCCCGAUAGAAGCCUCUGGCCGAUGUCACAUAUGCCUUGUCUUCUGGUUCCUCCUGCAGAUGAAAACGAAUGCCUCAGCGCUCACAUCUGCGGAGGAGCCUCCUGUCACAACACCCUGGGGAGCUACAAGUGCAUGUGUCCCACCGGCUUCCAGUACGAGCAGUUCAGCGGAGGAUGCCAGGACAUCAACGAAUGUGGCUCUUCCCAGGCUCCCUGCAGCUACGGCUGUUCCAACACUGAGGGCGGCUACCUGUGUGGCUGCCCACCAGGUUACUUCCGGAUCGGCCAAGGGCACUGUGUAUCUGGAAUGGGCAUGGGCCGAGGAGGCCCAGAGCCACCUGCCAGCGGAGAAAUGGAUGACAAUUCCCUCUCCCCAGAGGCUUGUUAUGAAUGUAAGAUCAACGGUUACCCAAAACGGGGCAGGAAACGGAGAAGCGCCAAUGAAACAGAUGCCUCCCACAUCGAGGAUCAGCCAGAGAAAGAAGCCAAUGUGAGUCUUGCCAGUUGGGACGCUGAGAAGAUAGCCAUGUUCGCGUUCAAUAUUUCCCACAUCAGCAACAAGGUCCGAAUCCUAGAACUCCUUCCGGCUCUUACAACGCUAACGAAUCACAACAGAUACUUGAUUGAAUCUGGGAAUGAAAAUGGCUUCUUUAAAAUCAACCAAAAGGAAGGGAUCAGCUACCUCCACUUCACGAAGAAGAAGCCAGUGGCUGGAACCUAUUCAUUACAAAUCAGCAGCACUCCACUUUAUAAGAAGAAAGAACUGAACCAGCUAGAAGACAAAUAUGACAAAGACUACCUCAGUGGUGAACUGGGUGAUAAUCUGAAGAUGAAAAUUCAGAUUUUGCUUCAUUAAUUCACCAUCCAGAGACCCAAUAAUUAAAAACCAAAGAUAGAUAGGUAGAACUGAAUUUUCCCCCAAGUCAGAAUUUUAUAUCAUAGGUACAAUCUUUCACCACAUCAAUUUCUAUAAAUAAGCACUAUUCUUGUAUUACCAAAGCAAGGUACAGGAGACUACCCUAGUUCAAAACAACCACUUUCUCAGGCUUCUCGUGUGUGUAGCGAAGCUACCUUGACAUAUGUGUUGAUUCUUGAAAACUGGGAUGUGUAUUUCCACCGGGAGCUGGCCAUCCACGCUCACGUGCCAUCCUUCUAGCAGACAUACGGGAAUGUGCUUUCAAUUGUUGGACUUCUAUUUUUUUUUCAGACUUUAAAACUUCGCUUCUCCAAAUAAAAGUACUAGGUUGGCCAUUUCUAAUAUCUACUUGGUGCUAGUAAAUUCUCAAACUAGAUUCAUAAAUGCACUGUAAUAUUUACACAACUUAGAAACCAAAUUCCAACUAUUCAGCUCAAAUACUUCAUUCAUUUCAAUCAACCAAAGUUAGUUCAGUAGCUUAUCUCAGUUAUGAGUAUAAUACAUUACAUGUAAAUUAAGUGUGUGUAUACUGUAAUCGUGCUAUUUUUAUCAUUGAAACAUUUAUAAACUAGAAUAAUAAUACCCUUAACGUGAGGGUUUGUAAUGGUGCUUAUUAAGACCAAAGACUUGUUAAAUGUGUACACCAAGUGGUAUUGAAAUUUCUGUGACUGGCCCGCACGUGCAUGGAGGUCUGGGAGGACCAAGAAACAGCCUCAGCAGCCAGAACGUCACCAGUGCAUCCUUCAUCACCCCUGUGCCAUCUGCCAAGAUGGCCCUUGGUCAUUCAUGUCCACAAGGGCUCCAUGUCAUAAAUGUCACAAUAAAACAGUCUCUUCUUUUUUUUAGUGUA